Messenger RNA from Osmerus eperlanus (European smelt), 2291 nucleotides. RefSeq names its product ubinuclein 1 (gene ubn1). Gene Ontology annotation, biological process: chromatin organization. The record is from RefSeq and is a predicted model, not a curated record. Bases 1 to 1656 code for a protein of 551 amino acids. Lineage: Eukaryota; Metazoa; Chordata; Actinopteri; Osmeriformes; Osmeridae. The transcript has 10 exons. Gene Ontology annotation, cellular component: nucleus.
AUGAAGGGAGGAGGAGAACAGAGGAAAGACAGGAUUCAGGAUCUGGUUGAUAUCGGUUAUGGCUACGACGACGACGACUCUUUCAUAGACAACUCUGAGGCAUAUGAUGAGUUUGUGCCCUGCUCUCUCACCACCAAGCUGGGAGGGUUCUACGUCAACUCUGGAACGCUGCAGUUCCGCCAGGCGUCCGACACAGAGACACAAGCCAGAGGCCAGAGGAGCGGCACCACAUCCCCAAGUGUUCCUCCUGUGGGAGAGGAGGAGAAAGGGAAGAGGAGGAGGAAGCCGACCGGCCCCCUGUGCGUCACCGACAUGCUCCGAAAGUUCCAGAGGGAGAGGCUGAAGAGAGAGGAGGAGGAGGAGAGGAAGGAGAGAUCAGGGUCAUCCCUGGGGGAGGGGUCAUCUGUUGGACACCUACCCACAAUGCACCUGGGCCGUGCAGACGCUGCCGGUGGCGGAGGCCUUGGAUUGGCUGAUCCUCUACUCAACCUGAUUGGCUCAACCAAUGACAGCACUCUGAUGCAGGCAGCCAAUACAGUGGACUUCCUGGUGGAUCUGGACAGCUUAUUGGAUGCCACGGCAGAGAACACACCAGAACAGGAAAUGAGCCCUGAGCUCUGUGUGGAUCUGACCUGGGGUGUCCAGAACCACAACCAGGUUGUGUCUGCUCUGAACCACACACCAGCCCAGACCCUGCCCCAGACCCUGCCCCAGACCCUGCCCCAGACCCUGCCCCUAGUCUAUGAUCUCACUGUCUUUGAUCCAGAGUUUGAUUCUUCUCCUCCUCAUGCUGCUGCUUUUAAAACAACCCCAAACCAGAACCAACCUCUAGCCCAUGCCUCAAACCGGCCCCUGCCUCAUCCCCAGCCUCACUCCCAGCCUCAUCCCCAGCCACAGGCCCUGCCCCCCCUACCCGAGGGCCUCCCUCCAGCUCUGGAGAGAAAAAUUACUGACCUCACCCUGGUAGCCAGGGUGUCAGCAGGAGAGUCCAAACUGAAGUUUUUCACUCCGGAAGUCAACGCCCUGCUCCUGGACGUGGAGCUGCAGGUGAGGGAGCUGGGUGUGCAGGUGCGCUCCAGGGUGUACACACACCUGGCCUCGCUCCUGCCCUGCAGCAGAGACACUCUGUUCAAACGAGCCAACAAGCUGCUCAAGGCUCAGGUGGAACCCAUCCAACGUCUGAGCGAAGCCAUUGGAAGAGCCAUGCCAGAACAGAUCUCUCGUUACCACGACGACUGCCUGGCCCAGGCCCACGCCAGGGUCCUCAAGGAGUGUAUGUGCAGCGUGGUGAGGGCGAGGAUGGACAGGUAUGAGAGGGAGAGAGGGAGCGACCAGGAGGACCAGGAGGACCACCUGAGGACCUUCCUGCAGGAGAAGGUCAAACCUCUCUGGCCCCGAGGCUGGAUGCAGCCCAGAGUUCUGAUGAAGGAGAGCAGGAGAGUCCUCUGUGAGAGAACCUCAACUGUGAAGAGGAAGAUGAAGACUGAGAAAAGACAGUCAUCCAUCCUGGGACCCCAGCCCUCCUGGGUCCCUCCCCACAAACGGAGCACCUCCCCUGGGCACGGCCUCCACCCCGGACCCCCUGACCCCCCACCACCCCCAAAGCUUCCACCCCUGCCAGCCCUCUCCGGGCGGGGCUGUGGUCAGGGGGGAUGAGAAGGGGGGAGGCGGGGGAGGGUGCUCCUCCAGUGUGGGUGUGUCUCCCACCCCCUCCCCCCUCAGGCUGGGGGGGCAGCAGGGCCCCUCCCCCCUCAGGCUGGGGGGGCAGCAGGGCCCCUCCCCCCUCAGGCUGGGGGGGCAGCAGGGCCCCUCCCCCCUCAGGCUGGGGGGGCAGCAGGGCCUGGCCAGGGACAGGAUCUUCAACGACUGUGUUUCCCAGGCGCUACUAGCUGCCUGCGCGGCCGCUGACCUCUCACCGCAGCAGUGGGGGUGUGGCCUGCUGAGCCCACCACCUCCUCCCCCCCCACCGCAUCCCAGCCCGCCCUCCCCCUUCUCCUCCACAGCCUCACACACAAUUCAGGGCAGCUGAUGGGGGAAGGUGUUGACUCCCAGAGGAAGCUCCACUGAUCCAGACAGAACCUUCUGGAACUCACCAGGGAACACUCCGGAACGCUCUGGAACACUGACACCACCAGAUGAGAUGCUGUUUGUUUUACACAGGGUGUUUUCAUGGCAUGAUCCUUUUGAUGGGUGGAGAAGGAUGGGGGGGUUGGUGUAAUAUGAAGUAUUAAUGGAAGUAGACUGAUUUCUACCAACCCUGGGAUAGUUAUGGUGUUUUAGAAGGGAUCCAU